This is a messenger RNA of Entrophospora sp. SA101, 564 nucleotides long. NCBI's taxonomy places the organism in Eukaryota, Fungi, Glomeromycota, Glomeromycetes, Entrophosporales, Entrophosporaceae. The record is from the annotation of a GenBank genome assembly.
AUGAACACAUAUUACAUUAGUCUUCCAAUCCUUUUAAUGUUCGCACCUUUAGCAUUUGCGCUGCUUGGUUUCUUUUCUUCGAUUGCAAUAGUAACUUCAGCGUUGGCAAUUAUUGUAAUAGCAAUUAGGCUUGGAUUUUUAGCAGUUGAGUUUUCCGGAGGUGUUGCUUUAGAUUUUGUCGGGUGGAGUAUUAAGAAAUUAUUAUUAGAACAUAAUCAACAACAACAACAUAAUUACAAUUGUGUAAAUAUUAAGAAUCAUAAUAUAAAUAGUCAACAUUCACGUUCGCAUUCACAUCAUUUGCAUCAUAUUAAUAACUCUGCUGGUAUUGGAGUAAAUGGCAUUAGUAAAACAUCAGGAAAGAAAUAUAAAAUUAAUCAUCCACAUCAUAAAAAUAAUACAAAACAACAUGUAAAAUUAUCUACUAAAUUAAGAGACAUUGAUAAUAAUAAUAAUAAUAAAAUUGCAAAUCACAACUAUGUUAGUAAUGAUGAUUAUUUUAUGACAACGUUGAGGAGACCAACAGUAGGAAAUGGAAGAAGAUCAAGAAGUGAUUACAUAUGA